AUGGAACUUUAUAAAAGGCGCAAAAUCAGCAAACUGAGAGUAUGCGAUGCUUGCCGUCGACGUAAGCUGAAGUGCGAUAUCGAAACCCGAUUGGAAAACAACUCCAAUUCGUGCAGCAGAUGCGAGCAGAGCGCGGUGGAUUGUCUGUUUGAAGAAGCCCCGGCAAAGGGGAAGAAGUACAAGGAGCUGUAUUACGAUUUGGCGGAGAAGCACGCGCAUGUUCUCAGUCUCAUGCGUAAGCUACAUCCUGGGAUCGACAUUGACGGUCUUCAAUCGACUGUAGACACGCUGUCGAUUGACGGGGACCAUUUUGAUCAACAAGCCGCGGAGGAGCAGGAGCACGAAGUAAAAGCAUCCGAGGAUUUUCUGCGAUCUGCUCAAACUCACGACCCACGAGUGCUCGGGUCUGCAAGCGUGUUCAAACUCAGGUCUGUCGAACGAAUACGGGCGAUGGCGGUGGGAAGCAGCUCAACCAGCUUCGAUAUACAUCAAAGAUCGCAAUACUGGUCCCCGGUAGCUUGGAAGAUCGACGAUCGUGAUUUUGAUCCACCCCAGGAACUUAUAGAUUCGUUAGUGGAGAUAUACUUUGAAAAUACGGGUUGCCAUAGACCGCUUUUGCACAAGCGAACAUUUAAAGAGGGAAAUAUACAGGAUAUAGAUCACCAGCGAAUACUUUGGCUUGUAUGCGCAAUAGGCAGCAGAUUGUCGGACGAUACUUGCGUUCUCGACAGCUCAGAAGUAAAAGCGGAUGGCACGCCUCAUUCGUAUCACAGUGCAGGCUGGCCGUUCUUCAUGAAAUACGUCUCUAUCGCUAAACCCAUUGCGGCGCUGUCACCAUCUCUAGCUGACUUGCAGCAAUCGGCGCUGGCUGCUGUUUUUCUUCAUUCCCUUCCCUCCCAUUCCAGCUCGUGGACAAUAGCAGCGCAAGGGCUGAUAAUGGCGAAAGAUCUGGGUGCAAAUUUCCACAGCACAUCUACCGAUCCCGUCAAGGACGAGCUGCGGCGUCGCGCAUUUUGGAAUCUAUAUCAAAUCGAAAGUGAGAUGGCAACCUAUUUAGGAAGGGAUUCAACGAUAGAUGAGCGAACGAUUGGGAUAGAUCGGCCACGUGCGCUUCCAGAUGAAAAUGAACGUGAUUUUUACGCAUACAACGCCUUCUUGGAUCUUAUCAUAAUUGCUCGUAAUGCGCUUGAUUGGCUUUACGACGAGGAGCUGAUACGUGAAGCACCAAAUGAUGCUAUCAAGGCUCAACAGAUGAUAACAAAUGUGACCGAGCUGGACAGCCGUUUGGACCAAUGGAUAAUUACGCAGCCAGACUUUCUGCAAUGGAAUGAAGGGGAGGGGGAUGAACCGAGUCGAGAGUGCACCCAGCGUUGCACCAAUAUGAGCCUCUUUCUGAUGGUGCAGACGCUUAUACAUCGACCAUUCCUCAACGCCUCAGGUCACUUACGCUCGUUGUCUAUAUCAUCAUCAGCCUUGUGCGGCAGCGCUGCGCAAAGUCUGGCACAAGUCGUCAGUGUUUUUAGGCAAAUUGAUCCACGCACCGACACAGUUGUCAGUUACGCGUUCAUCUCGUGCGUCAGUGCGCUCGUAGUUCAGUGGACUAGCAAGGCGAAGGGUGCAGUCGUGUCAAAUGAGCUCGAUAAGGCUGUCGAUACUCUCCACUCAUAUAUUCGGUCUAGGGAGUCGAGAUACUACGUUGCGGGGAGGCUAUCGGAUAUUAUUGCAUGGCUGCGAGACGAGAACACCACGGCUGGCAGUAUUGAGGAGUUGUUUAAUACAGACAUCGAAAGUUUGCUGAACAGCACCAUCUAUAGUGCACACUUUUUCAACUCACUGCCUCCCCUAACUAGCCUGGAGGAUAGCAAUUUUAUUGCUUAG
Molecule: messenger RNA, 1878 nt
Organism: Wallemia ichthyophaga EXF-994
Lineage: Eukaryota; Fungi; Basidiomycota; Wallemiomycetes; Wallemiales; Wallemiaceae
Product: Thiamine repressible s regulatory protein thi1
Exons: 2
Coding region: 1-1878 (625 amino acids)
Biological process (GO): DNA-templated transcription; regulation of DNA-templated transcription
Molecular function (GO): zinc ion binding; DNA binding; DNA-binding transcription factor activity, RNA polymerase II-specific
Source: RefSeq, a predicted model, not a curated record